Molecule: messenger RNA, 303 nt
Organism: Cylindrotheca closterium
Lineage: Eukaryota; Bacillariophyta; Bacillariophyceae; Bacillariales; Bacillariaceae
Source: the annotation of a GenBank genome assembly
AUGUCAUCAUAUCUUCGCAAUGAUAGACUACAAGAGCAGCAAAGCCAAUUGGAAUACAAGGCCAUCAUGAUGAAUGCGGACUUUAAAGAUUAUAGAUUUUACAGUCGAAUAGUCAUCGGAAUCGGAAAGACACUCGAGACUACCGAAAAUGCCAAGCUACGGGAUCAGAACCAAGCACUGAUCGACCAUAUCCAUUCCAUCCGACACACUCACGUAUCUGCUAGAGCGUCACCAGAGCCUGAUGAUGUUAGCAGUAGGAUUCUAGACGAAGAUGAUUUUUUCAUAUUUGAAAUGGAAGAUUAA